Messenger RNA from Ostrea edulis (European flat oyster), 2506 nucleotides. RefSeq names its product solute carrier family 23 member 2-like. Gene Ontology annotation, molecular function: transmembrane transporter activity. Bases 1 to 1812 code for a protein of 603 amino acids. The transcript has 11 exons. NCBI's taxonomy places the organism in Eukaryota, Metazoa, Mollusca, Bivalvia, Ostreida, Ostreidae. The record is from RefSeq and is a predicted model, not a curated record. Gene Ontology annotation, biological process: transmembrane transport. Gene Ontology annotation, cellular component: membrane.
AUGUCGGACUCCGAGGCAGCAGUGAAUUCGGGGAAAGGGGUAGGGAUCCAGAGAGCGGGGGAAGACGGGGGAGGACAAGGAAUGGGCGUGGCUCGCGAAGACACGAGGGGGACGAUCAUGUACUCCGUGGACAGUGUACCCCCGAUUCACCUCACCAUUCUGUUUGGAUUUCAGCAAGCUUUGAUGCUAGUGGGAGGUACCAUUUCUUUGCCCUUCAUUCUAGCCUCUUUGUUCUGUCCAGAAAAUGAGAACCAAGUGCGAUCGCAGCUGCUAAGUAUAACCAUGUUCAUGUGCGGGAUCGCCACCAUUCUACAAUGCCUUAUAGGUGUCAGAUUACCCAUUAUACAGGGCGGCUCCCACUCGUUUGUAGCGCCCAUAAUGGUGAUGAUGUCACUAGAACAAUUCAGAUGUCCAGCAAGCAGUGACGUGUUGUCUGGCACUAACAAUACCGACAUCAGCUGGGAAGUAAGAAUCCGAGAGGUACAGGGUAACCUAAUUCUAGCCUCAGUGACCCAGGUACUGCUUGGUAGCUUGGGUUUGAUUGGCGUUAUUCUGAGGUUCGUGGGACCUCUAACAAUUGCUCCCGUCAUCUCACUUAUUGGACUGUCCCUGUCUAAAGUGGUAUCCGACUUCUGCGACAAACAGUGGGGGAUAUCGUUACUAACCCUUGCGUUGUUACUCCUGUUUUCAAACGUGAUAAACAAAGUCCAAGUUCCGGUUCCGGCCUUUUCCAUCAAGAAGAAAUGUCACAUGACCAAACUUCCAAUCUUCCAGCUCUUUCCAGUGGUUCUGACUAUCGCCAUCGUUUGGUCGUUUUCCUUUAUUUUGACUGAGACUGGUGUAUUUCCUAGUAACAGCACAGAGCCUGCAUUCAGUGCCAGAACGGAUUCUAAAGUCAGCAUUUUAUAUGAAGCUCCUUGGUUUAUGUUUCCGCUUCCUCUGCCCUUUGGAAUACCAACAUACAGCGUUGCUGGGUAUAUGGGUAUGAUGGCUGCAACCUUUUCUUCCAUUUUUGAAUCUGUUGGAGAUUAUUUCGUAGCUGCGCGGUUGUCCGAGGUACCUAAUCCGCCUGCGCACGCAAUCAACAGAGGUAUUGCUAUAGAGGGUUUAUCGAGCAUCAUAUCCGGUUUGAUGGGACCAGGGCAUGCGACCACGUCAUACAGUAACAAUAUCGGGAUAAUUGGAAUUACAAAAAUUGCCAGUAGAAUGGUGUUUGUUACGGCUGGAGCAAUCCUUGUAUUGUGUGGAGUAGUUGGAAAAGUCGGCGCAGCCCUGGCAAUGAUUCCCGAUCCAAUCGUCGGGGGAACUCUCCUUCUGGGACUGGCUAUGGUAGUUUCCGUUGGAAUAUCUGUGUUACAGUUUUGUGAAAUGUUCUCCACAAGAAACAUCACAAUCCUUGGGUUAGCCUUCUUGAUGGGUAUCAUGAUCCCCGAGUGGUUGGUUGAAAACGAGGAUAAAGUUAAAACAGGUUCUGAAGAUGUAGAUCAGGUGAUCAAAGUUCUGUUCGGUACGGCUCCCUUUACAGGAGGUUUCAUUGGAUUCUUCUUAGAUAAUAUUAUUCCUGGUACGGAGUAUGAGAGAGGAAUAAAGCGCUGGAUUGAAACAGAAGAUCCGUCAAUGAUGAAAAACGAGACACUAGAUGUGUAUUCCUUCCCUCCUUUGAAAAAGUGCCUGGAUAGAUUGGCAUGCUGCAGGUACUUCCCCUUGUCUCCAACUUUCACCUCUCCAAGAUCACCAUGUUGGACUGAUAAAUAUGAAAUGAACACUGAGAAUAGUACUGAAAUUAACCUAAAGGACGUAAAAAAUGUAUGAUUAUUAUUUAUUAUUAUGUUUAUUCAGAUAAAGGCACGUUAGACAAAGAAUAGCAACGGAUAUGACAUAAUAUCACAUAAAAUAACACAUUCUAUAAAUAAUAUCACAUUUUGCAUUUACAGUCACAGAUUGGACUUUAAAAAUUGUCCCAGCACUAGGCGCACUUAAAAAACAAAAAUAAAUACUGCCCUUUAUCUUGGAUAACCCAAAAAAGCCGACAGGCUUAUUUCCAUUGGGGUCCAUUUUAGGAAUUUUACAAUGAUGACUGACACAUGGUACGCUAAUGGAAUUCCAUUUGUUUUUACACUCAAAUAAUGAUGCUCCAAUACAAGAUAUCAAUUUUACCGCGUUCACUAUAUAUAAGCAGUCUUCUACUUAGAUCGAAAAUUUGCAAAGAAAGUUGGAUGCGUCCGCUCAAAUGUCAACCAAAAAUCAUCAAAUUUCCAAACAAUGCGUAGCUUAUCUUCUGAUAUUGCAAUAUUUUAAAAAGUUUUACAUGCCUUCGUGGCACUAAGGUUCAAACGAAUGAUGUUCAAAUUCUUGUCACAAAAAGUUGGAAUUGUAAUGAAAACACAGUGUUUUAAAAUCCUUUUGCAAAGAUGAUUUAAAUAUCAUAAGCACAAGAAAAUAUGUACUAAGCACAUUAUAUAUAAAAUGUAUUAUUGAUGGCAAUGUAUACAUGAUAACCUAAUGU